Naumovozyma dairenensis CBS 421 is the source of this 1146-nucleotide messenger RNA. RefSeq names its product Scs3p (gene SCS3). Gene Ontology annotation, cellular component: endoplasmic reticulum membrane. The record is from RefSeq and is a predicted model, not a curated record. The transcript has a single exon. Lineage: Eukaryota; Fungi; Ascomycota; Saccharomycetes; Saccharomycetales; Saccharomycetaceae. Gene Ontology annotation, biological process: lipid droplet organization; phospholipid biosynthetic process; lipid storage. Bases 1 to 1146 code for a protein of 381 amino acids.
AUGUGUUCAAAAGCGUCACUAUUCAAACUUUUGAUACUGACGAUAUGCCCGCUAACGUUACUAAUAGGGUAUAUAAUCUCUCAAUACUUGACUCGAUCAGGUAUAAUAAUGGUCAACACAGUUGAUAAAGAUGGAUUAAUCAACACAUUAUUUGUCAAGAAGGGAUGGUUUUGGACUACGUUGGUUGGUUGGUUUUGCAUAUAUCGAUACAAUAAUAGACGUCCAGAUUUUCAGAAAAUUUUAUGGAAGGCUUUUAAACAUUAUUGUGUUUUGACUUGUUGGUGGUAUGCUUUUACUCAAAGUAUAUUUAUAUAUCCACCAUUAAUGGAUUUGAUAUUUUUAAUGACUGGCGGACUUUGUAAUUUUGAUGUUUUCAAUAUUGCUUCUGACGGUAAGAUUGAAUUGAAUUUAGAAUUUCAAGAUAAUUCAACAAGGAGAAUGAAAUCGUUGAACAAAAUUUAUAAAAUAUUGAAACGAACUCAACGUGAUGCGACAGGUGAUGAUGAGAAGGAGUUAUUGUUACAUUCACUAAAUUCCAUCGGAUGCGCUUUGGAGAAAAGUUGUGACAAAAUAAAUAGUACUAUAAGCUCAAUAAGCUCAAAUAGGAAAUUGAAUGAAUUUAUUAACACCCAGAUGAACUCGAUAAGAAGAAUAAACACAUCAGCUCAAUGUAGGAUGCAUGGUGGCUAUUGGACAAAGGGCCAUGAUCCAUCUGGUCACAUUUUUCUGUUGACUUUGAUGGUAAUGUUUUUGUCUGGUGAAUUAUCUACUUUUGCUCCAAGAGCAUUCAAGGUAUUGUUUCAAAGAAAGAAAAUAUUUCAUUUAGUUGAAUAUGUUACUAAAUUGUUUGAUAAUGGGUUGCUUUGGGAUGUGGCAAAAAUGAGAGAUGAGGAAAGAAAAAAUUGGAAAGUAAUACUCCAUAGGGCCGUUGUAUUACAACCAAUUAUCUGUCUAAGAGAUCUGAGCAGAUUGCUAUUUGCCACAGUAAAAUUCAUUAUAUGGGAUAAUCCAGUGAUCGUAUUAAUUGCGUUAAUUAUGACAUGGUUAUGGAGCUUUGUAAUAACCAUAUUGGCAUUCCAUACAGUAUGGGAGCAAUUAUCGGGGUUCCUUUUUGCAUAUCUGGUUGCUUUAGCAGUAUAUUUAUAG